This is a messenger RNA of Capronia coronata CBS 617.96, 519 nucleotides long. RefSeq lists its product as uncharacterized. The coding region runs from base 1 to 519 and encodes 172 amino acids. The transcript has a single exon. Lineage: Eukaryota; Fungi; Ascomycota; Eurotiomycetes; Chaetothyriales; Herpotrichiellaceae. Gene Ontology annotation, biological process: endoplasmic reticulum to Golgi vesicle-mediated transport. Gene Ontology annotation, cellular component: nucleus; TRAPP complex; cytoplasm. The record is from RefSeq and is a predicted model, not a curated record.
AUGUCCUACUACUUUGUCAUCAUCUCGCCUACAGACACCCCACUCUUCGAAUUGACCUUUGGCACUUCCAAAGCCGGGGGAGAUGGGGUCGCCAGAUUCCGCAACGGAGAGACUGCCCGGUACAUGAACCAAUUCAUUGUCCAUGCCGCCCUGGAUGUGGUCGAGGAGGUUCAAUGGCUGAGCCCGAACAUGUGGCUCAAGGUCAUUGACAACUAUGCCCCGACCAACUCACACAUCAGCUGCUUUAUCACUGGCACCAACGUCCGCUUCAUGCUCCUUCAUCAGCCGUCAGCUAUCACGAACGCCUCCGCCGGGAGUCGUUCGUCCACAAUCUCAUCCACUUCCGUGCCACAGAAUCCCACCAGCCCACAGACAGAAGAAGCCAUUCGCCAAUUCAUGACCGAGGUCUUUGAGCUGUGGGUGAAAACGUUGAUGAACCCGUUCUACACCAUCGGGAAGCCCAUCAAAAGCCCUGUCUUUCGGCAACGUGUGGUCGGCGCAGGGCGGAAAUGGUUGUGA